AUGUUGCGGUCAGUGAACGCCUGCUGUCCCUACGAGGGUGAGCUGCUCCGCAGAGCGCUGCCUCCUCUGAUUAUCAUAGAGUUCCUGCUGGGCGUCCUGGCCAAUGGCUUUGCUCUCUGGGUCUUCUGCUGGCACAUGAGGCCUUGGAAGAGCAGCACCGUCCUCCUCUUCAACCUGGCCCUGGCCGACUUCUUCCUCAACGUGGUGCUGCCAUUUCGCGCCAGCUACUACCUCUCCGGACUGGACUGGAAGUUCGGCUGCAUCUUCUGCCGCCUCUUCCUCUUUCUGGUGUCCCUGAACCGUGGCGGCAGCAUCGGCUUCCUGACGCUCAUCGCUCUGGACAGGUACAUGCGCGUGCUGCACCCCCACCACCGCCUCAACUCUAUGUCCAUCGCCAAGGCUGUGGGCGUCGCUGUGGUGGUGUGGGCGCUCACCGUCUCCCUCAACGUCCACCUUCUGAUGGCUCCACAGCACCUGAUGGUGGGAGGUGCCAUGCAGUGCGAGAGCUUCAUGGUGUGUCUGGCUUUUGACCCUGCGUCCCUCUGGUACAAGUCUGUCUUCGUUAUCUCAUUCUUCGUCCCCCUGGCUCUGAUCCUUGUCUGCUCGCUCCGCAUCGCCUCUGAGCUCAGGCGCAGGCAUUUGGAUCGCUACGACAAUAUCAGGAGGGCCCUGUCCUCCCUGGCCGUGGUGGUGGUGGUGUUCGUUGUCUGCUUCCUGCCCAGCAACGUGGCCCAGAUUCUGAUCUGGGCGAAUAUUGGGUCACAGAGGACAUGCGAAUCUGUGGAGGUGGUCAAUGUGGUCUUCUACACCACGCUGACCUUCACCUACCUCAACAGCAUGCUGGACCCUGUGCUCUACUACUUCUCCAGCCCCACCUUCCAGCGGGUGUGCAUACAGCUGGUGAGACUCCAGAGCACAGAGGGGACGGUGGACACAGGGGAGGACGGGACUAAAGAUAGCAGCGCCCAGGCUGACAAAAAGGGGUUUCAUGCUGUACACGGCUGA
Clupea harengus (Atlantic herring) is the source of this 1005-nucleotide messenger RNA. Its product is annotated as hydroxycarboxylic acid receptor 2-like. NCBI's taxonomy places the organism in Eukaryota, Metazoa, Chordata, Actinopteri, Clupeiformes, Clupeidae. The record is from RefSeq and is a predicted model, not a curated record. Bases 1 to 1005 code for a protein of 334 amino acids. The transcript has a single exon.